Staurois parvus is the source of this 291-nucleotide messenger RNA. Lineage: Eukaryota; Metazoa; Chordata; Amphibia; Anura; Ranidae. The record is from the annotation of a GenBank genome assembly.
CUAAACCCACAACAGUAAAAUCAGUCUGUAUAUGCAGUAAAGCAUGCUUAGUAUACUCACUGUGGUACCUAAGGACUUAAUCCUCUGCACUGUGUAAAAAUGCUGUUUGAUCCUGACUUCUUGUCUAUCUCUUAUCUCCUGAUAAGACAUAUCGUGUGAAGACAUUGCACAUGCUUAAUUUGGUGUGUAUUGCUAGAGAGUUCUUUUUCCUUGGGAGAGUGCAUGUGAUCAGCACAGGGUCAAUCAACACUGCCCAGACAGAGGUCAGGGGUUCUGCAUCCUCCUAGAGAA